Molecule: messenger RNA, 647 nt
Organism: Symbiodinium necroappetens
Lineage: Eukaryota; Dinophyceae; Suessiales; Symbiodiniaceae
Source: the annotation of a GenBank genome assembly
AUGCCCGACGGCCAGGAAAUGGAGUGCAGCGACGAGAUCGAGCGGCUGACGGGUGCGCGCUGCGCCGCCGGGAACCCAGUGCUUGGGCACGGGGCGAUCUGCGAGGGCGUCAUCGAGGACUGCACUUUCUCCAAAGCGGGGACUCGGAAGUGCGACAGUGACAAGUGCAAGGAGUGGCAAGGAAAGACAAGAUGUACCGGAGCCGAUUGCACGGCGGGCUACGAGGGCGGCCGCGUUCCUUACCCGGAGGUUUAUCCGGGCAACAACGGAGGAUCCUUUGCUCCGCAGGCAGACACGGAUGAGGCGCAGAAGUGCUCCAAGGCAGACUCGGCCCUGCAGUGGCUUAAGUGCGGGAUCCCAUGCCCGGCUGCGUUCCCGAUGUCCGUGGAGGACUUCACGGGCCGUGCCGCUGUGGUCCUGGGCUUCAUCGUGAUCUCCAUGGGUGCCGGUCUCGCGACCUACUUCAAGGUGGGAGGGAGCAGCGAGAACUUCUUUGUGGCCGGCCGGGACUUGCCCGUGUGGAUCUUGGUGUGCACGCUUGGAUCCCAGUGCUUGGAUGCCAGUUCCGCACUUGGUAACCUGGACCUCGCUUACAAGUAUCACUUCUGGGACGGGGCGGCCCUGCCAAUCGGCUUGGCUCUCUCGCU